Molecule: messenger RNA, 5568 nt
Organism: Monopterus albus (swamp eel)
Lineage: Eukaryota; Metazoa; Chordata; Actinopteri; Synbranchiformes; Synbranchidae
Product: neuroligin-2-like
Exons: 9
Coding region: 1127-3754 (875 amino acids)
Cellular component (GO): membrane
Molecular function (GO): neurexin family protein binding
Source: RefSeq, a predicted model, not a curated record
GCAGGUUUAGCUGAACGAGGCAUGUCCAUUGAAUUAUGUGUCGCGCUUUCUCCUCAUGACAACUAGCUCUAUGACUGCGAGAUUGCAAGUGGUGUCCUGAGAAAGAGAGUCGAUGAGACCGCACUGAAGGAGUGAGAGAACGAGGUGGACUUCAACAUAACAGCGGUACAUCCUAAUCCUGAAAGCAUUUAUGGUGGCUACUGCUUUGAAACCAUGAAGCCUAAGCGGAAGAUCCCCGCGCUGUCCCUCGCACCGAGCCUCUAUUUUUUUGCCAAGAGCAAGUGAAACCAAGUGAGCGCACCACGCAAGCGCGCAGAGAUUGGGCACCUGUCUUUAGAGCGCUAUUUCACAUUUUUAAGUCGAAGGGUUCGUGUUUUUGAAGGCCCUUGCAGUACAGCGGGGCAAGAUACCGUGGAUUAUUCUCAGCAUGAACAAAUGGGGGAAAGAGGACAGAUCACUGCGUUCACUUUUGAAGCAACGCGCAGUCUUGACGCGUUAGCGUUACGCAUUCAUUUUUACCGUGAGUGCUUAUGUUCUUCCCAGUUUGAAAUAUACUCUCUGCUGCAUCUCAGCACUAUAAAAGACAAUAUCUGUGGAUAAAGAACAGAGCAGGGUGUUGUCAGAGAGGGAUAAGAGGAGGAGGAGGGGAGCAGUAUGAGGUGUGCUCUUUUUUUGGAAAAGCCGGAGAAAGACGGACACCGGAAAGGUGUACUGAUGUGCGGAAGCCUGCGACGCGUUACCCUCCUGAGAAAUAAUUACGACCAGGGAAGAAAUGGCCUAGUUAAAACAUCAUCAACACACCGCCAGGGAGUAGAAAAGAAGAAUCGUGUUCAGAUGGAGGAGCCAUCAUCACCGUCAUCAUUGUAAUUCCGGGGCUUGCAUCGAGUCUUUUAGGUAUAAGUGGCUCACUGACUGCAGCCCUGGACCCAUCAGGAGUUCCAAAAAGGAAGACAGAUGAGACUGCAGCUUCUAAUUGAGAAUGCUACCUGUCUCUCUACCUCACCAUGUCUCCCUAGCAAAACUGUUAACCUGUCCCCUUCCACACAUCCUCUUUUUGCCUUUUGUUUUUUCCCAUAACACACUGAGUUUGUGAUCGCUGUCUACACCCAGCUGAAACCCAAGUGAUAUGACUAAAACAGCCUUUAUUUUCAACAUGUUGUUUUUUCCUUUUAAUGCUGCCAGCCACCAAGGCUGUGGGGGGAAGCAUCAUUAUACUUCCCACCAGGUUGCUAGUCACAGUCUGGUGUGGCUCUGGGGACUUGUGCUACACCUGUCCCUUUCUUCAUGUCAACGGGUUGACCUGAAACACCCCAUCAUAUCCACAGGCUAUGGAAAGGUCCGUGGUAUCAGAAAGGAGCUCAACAAUGAGAUCUUGGGCCCAGUGGAGCAGUACUUAGGUGUGCCAUAUGCUACCGCACCUAUUGGUGAGCGUCGCUUCCAGCCUCCUGAAGCUCCAGGCUCCUGGCAGGAGAUUCGCAAUGCCACCCAUUUUGCACCUGUGUGUCCCCAGAAUGUGCACGGGGUUUUACCUGAGAUCAUGCUGCCAGUGUGGUUCACUGACAACUUGGAUGCUGCAGCCACCUAUGUUCAGAACCAGAGUGAGGACUGCCUUUACCUCAACAUCUAUAUACCCACUGAAGAUGGUCCCCUCACAAAAAAACAUGAGUCUACAAUGAACAGACCAAGGGAUGAAGAUGUUCGGGAUCGUCGUAAGAAGCCUGUGAUGCUGUUCAUCCACGGAGGCUCCUACAUGGAGGGCUCAGGGAACAUGUUUGAUGGCAGCGUCCUUGCUGCUUAUGGAAAUGUCAUUGUCGUCACCAUGAACUAUCGGCUAGGUGUGCUUGGGUUUCUGAGCACAGGGGACCAGUCUGCUAAGGGGAACUAUGGCUUGUUGGAUCAAAUCCAGGCCCUGCGCUGGCUCAAUGAAAACAUUGGCCACUUUGGAGGAGACCCAGAAAGAAUCACCAUCUUUGGCUCAGGAGCCGGCGCUGCCUGUGUGAACCUUCUCAUCCUCUCCCACCACUCUGAGGGCCUGUUCCAGAGGGCCAUUGCUCAGAGUGGCUCAGCCAUCUCCAGCUGGUCAGUCAACUACCGGCCGCUGAUGUACACCGACAUUCUGGCGAAGAAGGUCGGCUGCACUCUGGGGGACAAGCCUGAGUUGGUAGACUGCCUGCGGAGAAAGAGUUUCCGGGAGCUGGUGGACCAAGACAUCCAGCCCGCACGCUACCACAUUGCCUUCGGGCCUGUGGUAGAUGGAGAUGUGGUGCCGGAUGACCCUGAGAUCCUCAUGCAGCAGGGCGAGUUCCUCAACUAUGACAUAUUGCUGGGUGUCAACCAAGGAGAGGGCCUGAAGUUUGUGGAUGACAGUGAGGGAGAAGAUGGAAUAUCGGCAGCCUCAUUUGACUACACCAUCUCCAACUUUGUGGACAAUUUGUAUGGAUACCCUGAUGGUAAAGAUAUACUGAGGGAAACCAUAAAGUUCAUGUACACAGAUUGGGCUGACAGGGACAACAGUGACAUGCGUAGAAAGACGCUUCUGGCUCUGUUUACAGACCAUCAGUGGGUGGCCCCAGCUGUCGCCACCGCCAAACUGCACGCUGAAUUCCAGUCACCUGUCUAUUUCUAUACCUUCCAUCAUCACUGUCAGACGGAGGCGAGGCCAGACUGGGCAGAUGCAGCUCACGGAGAUGAGAUUCCCUAUGUAUUUGGGAUUCCCAUGGUGGGAGCCACAGACUUGUUUCCCUGUAACUUCUCCAAGAAUGAUGUAAUGCUCAGUGCUGUUGUCAUGACAUACUGGACCAAUUUUGCCAAGACGGGGGAUCCUAAUCUACCAGUUCCUCAGGACACCACAUUCAUUCACACCAAGCCCAACCGCUUCGAGGAGGUCAUCUGGACCAAGUUCAGCACUAAAGACAAGCAGUACUUGCAUAUCGGCCUGAAGCCGCGUGUCAGAGACAACUACCGGGCUAACAAGGUGGCCUUCUGGCUGGAGCUAGUGCCACAUCUCCACAGCCUCCAUGAGGACCCUGUUAACCCCAUAACAACUCGUCCUCCACCCGGCGGUCCCAACCGCUGGAAGGGCCCUCACAGCCCUGGCACCCGCACCACACGACAUCCUGUAAUCUCUACCUAUCCUCCUGAUCCUGAGCCUGAUGGCUCAGAGAGACCCCCCUAUAAACCUCCCUUCCCCAGUGAGACUAGGGACUACUCCACUGAGCUGAGUGUGACAGUAGCUGUGGGUGCCUCGCUUCUUUUCCUAAACGUGUUAGCCUUUGCCGCACUCUACUACAAACGGGAUAAGCGGCAUGAACUCAUGCAGAGACGCCACCGUCGACUCUCCCCACAACGCGGCACAACGAUGGGCAUGGGUGUCGGCAUGGGGGUCGUAGGGGCCCCACCGCACAAUGAUCUGGCGCUGAGCCAGGAGGAGGAGCUAAUGUCGCUGCAGAUGAAGCAGCAGAGAGUGGAGCUGGAGCACGGCACACCCCUCCCUUCCCGUGGUGUCCUUGGUGACCUGGAGCCUCUGCGGCCUCCUGUGUGCCCGCCUGACUACACUCUGGCCCUACGGCGAGCACCGGAGGAUGUGCCACUGAUGACAGCCAAUACCAUUACCAUGAUCCCCAGCACCAUCAGCAGCAUGCAGCCCCUCCACCCAUUCAACACUUAUCCCCCUGUCCCAGCUCCCUCUACUACACCUGUCCCCAGCCACAGCAACAAUGCUCUGCCACACCAACACUCCACCACCCGUGUAUAGGACCAGGCACAACUUCUGGUACCCCAUCCUGGGCUUACAGAGAUACACUGCACAAACUGCUUCAUAUAAACAUCACUCUCACCGCCCUUUAUUCUUCUUUACUAUACUUUUGUAUUUUCUCAUUAAGCCCUCAAAUAAAGCUGCAGUUUGUAAGAUUUUAAGCCUUGAAAUACCUCUAAAAUAAAAUUAUUAAUUAAGAGAGAGUUGAUCAAGAAAGCUUCUUUGCCAAAAGCCUGUCAUCAUAGGUACAUACUGCUCUGAACCAUUAAAGUUCUUUCAACAUGUGGUGCUUAGGUGAGCCACUAAAACUCUUGCAGCUCUCUCUCAAAGAGAUAUCGAGCUAAUCUAAAUCAGUCUUAUGUAUAGCUUGGCUGUUUUGUGUUUUGUGUCAGUGUAAAACUAUGUUUAACUUACAUAAAAUGCACAUAUCUGUUUUCAUUCAUUUAGUGAAAAGAUUUAACAAUAGCAAACAAGCCGUCUGUCAUAAAGUGGUGAUUUCUUGAAACUUAUAAAUUGCAGCUUUAAAGGCCCAAUCUGGAGGUGAAAUGUGGCCCAGCUAUGUCCCACUGUCUGUCUGCCCUGAUUUUGGAGACAUUUUAGUGUGAAAUGUAUUGACAGGGCUGGGAUUACAAGGAUGACAGCCAAGCCUGAGUUUUUUACUGGCUUUAAAACUUAAUUUCUUCAUCUUACAAAUGUAUAUACUUUUUCAGUUAUGAUGUAACUUAAAUGGCAUCUAAAGUUGUGCUUUUUACCAGUCUAUAUACUUAUAGCUGAUGCUUUCACAACAUUUCCAGAUUGGGCCUUGGACUGAUGGGCAGUACAGGAAAUAACUGAAUCAUUCUCAGUGUGUGGGAUGCAACCUGGAAUCCAGGCUGCCCAUUAGAACUUGCUGCAUCUCCGCCACACAGGCUCUAAUCAUGUCCAUUACUUUAUUUGUUUCUCACUCAUUAUCUCUCUGUGUCCCAGUCUCAGCUCAUUUAACUGCUUCUCUUUUCACUGCCUCGCACUCUUUGUCUCUCUGCAUCUGCCCCCGCAGCUCUUUUUAUUAAACUAUUGAUAUAAUCCAUUUCCCUCUCCACUUUUUUCCUCUUCCUCAGUCACUUCUAGACUUGUUUUUCCUUUCAGUCUUUUAUACAAAAACAUAAAUGUAAAUGAUGUAUUAUUAAUAAAUUGUAAGGAUAUGAAUGAAAAAAAGAUAUUCUGAUAUCUCGUUUUUACCAGCAUUCUUGGUGCCAAGUACUGUGAUAAAGUUCCUCUCUUGCUGGCGUCCAGUGGACCGCCUGGAGAGGUCCAUCCUGACUGUAUCUUACAAAAGGAAUUACCUUCAUAAAAAGUGCCAACCCCUUCGUCUUUCAUUUAAAUCCACAUGCUUGUUUUUUUUUUUCCUUUAAUUACACACAAUGUUGCACUGUGGCUGGUCUCUUCUUUAAAGGGAAAUCAGAUUCAGUAUAUGUUCAUUUAAAAAAGAAGAAUAUAAAGUUUUCUUAACGUCGCUGCAGUCUGAGAAUUUGCAUGAUGUGUUUUUCCCCUUAAGAUUGUGGGCAGAGAAGUUUCUUUGUCAUUUUGAUGAUUAGCCUUUUUCUUCAUAGAUUCUUGUUUCUUAAUUUUGAAAAUCAUUUAGAUUUUUUUUUAUUAUUCCUACUAUCAGCUGCACUUUGUGGUACUUCAAAAGAUAUUAAAGUAUUAAGAGAUGAAUAUUGUGUAAAACUAUGAUUAUAACAAAGAUAGUAAAUAUUUCCUCUUUAUUUUUUUUUCAUUUCCUAAAACUGAGGCUGUGCUGCAACACUACCAGAAAGACUGAUCAAAGGCCCCCC